CGCCAAUGACUCUACGUACUGUUACUGCUACAGCUGCGGCAUCCUCUCGACAUCCGAUUACCUGAUCCCCACCCGUCAUUCAUGGGGUCCGUCCACUUUGGACCCCGUCUUCUUCUACAUUCAACAUCUCCCUUCAUCUAACCACAGCACCUCAGCCGGGGCGUUCAAGUUUCUUUUACCUCUCUCCUCCUCGAUAUACUUGUUUUUGUUCAGAUAGCCUUGGGUCAGUUGGCCUGCAGUGGCAACCUCCGAUCCGUCCUUUCGUUCCCUUCGCUCGCGUCGCAUUGCAUCACGACAUUGGCCAAGGGGGGCCGAUUGAAUCGAUCAAAGCUUCCGCCAGCGGGUAAGCUGUUCUGUCACGUUCACUUACGAAAACCGGGUACCCGAAUAUGAGCUCGACUCCGUCCAACUUGGGCAAGUCCCUUUCAGCAUCGACUUCCCAUUCGCCUUCGAUUCAGCCUGGUCCAGUCGCCUCGAGCUUCGAAUCCAACCGCCGACCCUCCCAACCCAGUCCUUCGUUUCCUCACGCAGCCCCCCGAAAGGGUCAGGGCUCUCGGAAGCAACACAAGAUGCAGCGAAGACCGGGACUUGGCGAUGCCCGACACGCAAACCCAGACGAUGACGAUGCCAUGGCCGAGAUACGGGCCAUAGGGAAUGCCAACAGUCGACGAGGUCAGACCUCAAUUACACAUCUUCUGAACUACAGUCGUCCGCCGAGUGCCUACGCGGAUCAUCAUUCUUAUGCUCGGAAUUAUAGACGGAAUCCGACCUGGGGACCUGGUUCGGGACACCACGCCGUAGACAAGGCGAGAUACGUGCAUGCGAAUUACAGAUUUGUUGUCUCACCAGAAGGCAAUUACGCUAGCCAAGCGGCUGACGCCGAUGUUCAUAUCGAUUGGAAUAACGUCCUGCAGAUUUUGGCCUCGUCCGAGUCGCAGGGGGCUAGUUGCCCGAUCUGUCUGUCAGAGCCGGUGGCGCCACGAAUGGCAAAGUGCGGUCAUAUUUUCUGCCUCCCAUGUCUGAUUCGGUUUAUGAACUCGACAGAUGAGGACUCGAAGCAUGGCAAAGGUGCAAGGUGGAAGAAAUGCCCGCUCUGCGAAGACAGCGUCUACCUUCACGAGACACGGCCCGUGCGUUUCUACGCAGGACAGGAGAGCCCUCUGCCGCGAGUUGGCGAUGACGUUGUGCUACGCCUUAUGGCCCGGACAUCCAAGUCGACCCUCGCAUUGCCUUGGGAGAAUGGUUCUGACGCGCUCAACGUGUCAGAUGACGUGCCCUGGCACUUUGCAGCCAAUGUUCUAGAUUACGCCAGGAUCAUGAAGGGAACUGGAGACUACAUGCUAGAGCAAUUCAACGAAGAGAUUGAGGCGCUGCGCAAACAAGGCACCGAGGACCAACUUCUUUACCACGACGACGACGAAUGGACCAAGAAAGCGAUCCGGGCCAUUGAUGCGGCGAAGGAGAAGGUUCAAGAUCUUGGCAGGAACGAUUCCAUGCUGCCAAAUAAGAAGCUGGGCAAUCAGAACAAGACUGUUCAGCCUGACUUCUACUUCUACUCAUCACAGCCGCAUCUCUACCUAUCAGCUCUCGAUAUACGUAUUCUCAAGACGAAAUAUGGCGACUUCUCUGCAUUUCCAUCUACGUUGCUGCCUCGCGUCGAGCACAUUUCAACAGGCCAUGUCCUAGAUGAGGUGCAGAGAAAGCGGGCCAAGUAUCUGGGUCAUCUUCCGUAUGGUUGCCGAAUCAGUUUUUUGGAAUGCGAUUGGACAGACAUUGUGUCGGCUGAUGUCCUCGAGAAGUUCGCUGAUGAGAUCGGCCGGCGAAGAAAGCGGAAUCGCGACAAGGCCGUACAGGAAGAACGUGAGAGGCUUCAAUCCGAAAGGAUUGAGGCUGCCCAGUUCAAGAGCACCGCGGCUAUGCGACGUGACUAUGGACCGAUCGAAGAGGAUCACGUUCCUGCGUUGAACUUGGAAGAGUUCCAACCCCUAUCAAGCCACGCCAAUGCUACGCCGCCCGAUCCGCGACCAGGUUUCGAGCAUCUCGCAACCAUUUCUACGAGUCCUUCCACGCAGAAAACUGUGUGGGGCACCUCUGUUGUGCCUGGCUCACCAGAGCUCGCCCCGGUUUCAAUGCGUCAACUUGAUGACGGGUGGCUCAAGGAUGAAGAUUUGUGGGGACCUCAGGAGCUUUCUUUCCAGAUGGAGGCUUUGGGUGUGACGGAGUCCGGUCCCUCUAGCAGUAGUACGGCCUUUGGGGCAGCUAGUAGCAGCAGUAAUGGCGGCGGUGGAUCGGGAGGAGCCGGUAAGGGAAAGAAGAAGAAGCAGAAGAUCACGCUGAUGAGCACCGGCGGGCGUAGGCAAGGUUAAGGGGCUAUAGUGGAAGGGGUUGAGACAAGUGGGUGGCAAGCGAUUUGCGGGAUUGCAAAGCGUGUUUUGGAGACGUACAGACUCUGAUUUUUGUGAGGUAGAGUCGGGUAUUGGUUUGGGGAGUUAUAAGAGGAAGUUUGUCACAACUACUUCAAUCAGACUAUUAAAGAAUCCAAAAUUCAGAUCGGUUCUCA
Colletotrichum acutatum is the source of this 2560-nucleotide messenger RNA. RefSeq lists its product as uncharacterized. Gene Ontology annotation, molecular function: metal ion binding; transcription cis-regulatory region binding. Gene Ontology annotation, biological process: positive regulation of transcription by RNA polymerase II. Bases 390 to 2366 code for a protein of 658 amino acids. The record is from RefSeq and is a predicted model, not a curated record. Lineage: Eukaryota; Fungi; Ascomycota; Sordariomycetes; Glomerellales; Glomerellaceae. The transcript has a single exon.